UUUCUAGUAACCCGCUCGUCUUUCUUGACACUCUUCCUGUUUGUCUAUUUCUGUAGUCAGAGACCAUUGCAAGUGGCAUAAUAAUAGUUGCUGACUGUAUUCGUACUUUUUUCAGUGUUAAUCGUUUUUCCGGAAUAGAUUUUGUGUUGUAUAAAUUGACAAAGCUUAGUGAGUCAGCCCACGCGACAUAGCUAACGUUAGCUUAGCAAAUCUAGACGUUGUCCGAAACAGAAAUGCAGGUGGUACUCCUGUUAGUUAAAUUAUCAUAAAGUGAUUAGGUUCAUUCGUUGUUUUAUUUGAAAAUUUAUAGUAACCGGUAACCAAUGGCAGGAACAGUAAGUCUAGAACUGGACCCUAUCUUUCUGAAAGGACUAGGAUACCUUCACUCCAAGAGCAAAGACUCCGCAGAGAAACUAAAGGCCCUCUUGGAUGAGUCUUUAGCGAGGGGCAGCGAUUCAGUUUAUAAGACAUCACUAAAGGAAGCUGACGUGAGCAAGGUGUCAUUACCAAAAAUGACCAAGCAAGACUCUAAGUCCUCCUCCAGUUCAUCUUCAUCAUCCAGCAGCAGCAGCAGUAAAACAGGCACCUCAGAGAAGACCAAGAAAGAGGGCGAGAAAAGGUCCCUGGAAAAGAUUAAGGUUGAGUCUGGCGAUGGAGCGGAGCCACCCAAAAAACCUCGUGUUGACAAACAGGACAGCCAUUUAUCUACAGUUGCUUUUCAAACCAAGGAUAUUCCAAUGCCAGAUUUCACAGACAAUGAGGAAACCAACGCUGAUGACUUCGCCAUGGAAAUGGGCCUUGCUUGUGUGGUUUGUCGACAAAUGACAGUCACCUCUGGCAAUCAGCUAGUGGAAUGUCAAGAGUGUCAUAAUUUGUAUCAUCAAGAAUGUCACAAACCUCAGGUUACUGACAAGGAUGUCAAUGACCCACGACUUGUGUGGUACUGUGCUCGCUGCACAAGACAAAUGAAGCGAAUGGCCCAAAAGACACAGAAACCUCCACAAAAACCAGCAGCUCCUUUGGCAACAGCAGUACCAAUAUUAAAAGAUUCACUAGUGAAGAAGGCUGAGGUAAAGCCUAAACCUGAAACAGCAGGUUCAUUUCAGGCCUUCAAGAGAACAGAGGUGAAGACAUCUGCAACAUCAGGAAUCUCUUCUGGCAGCAGCUCGUCUUUGCCCCCAGGUGGUGGCCUUACAGGGUGGGCCGCUUUUACAAAGACUUCUAAUGUGGGACCCUCCAGUACCAAGUUAGGCACCAGUCAGCCAGGUGGUAGUAAAUCUACCCCACCUCCAUCAGGUUCUAAAGCUGUGGGACUUUCUGCACUGGCCAAUGUUAAACCAGGUCUGGCCACCAAACCAUCUGGAGGCAGCAGUGGUGGAACUGGUAAUGGGAACAAUGGCUCCAGCACAGUGCCCAUUAAACCACCCCCUCCCCUCACACUUGGAAAGCAGGUAUUGAGCCGUUCAACGAGUGGAGACAGUUUGGGAAAAAUGACUGUGACUGGAUCAUUGUCACCUGGGACAGCACCGUCUAGCAGCCUUGGAGGCAAUGGUGGGUCAGGAAACAAUGGAGGGGGCAAUGGGGGCAAUACGGGUAGCAGUAAUAACAACGGGGGAAAAGCAUCAGCUGAUGGAAAAGCACCCACUUCCCAGGAGUCUCAGCUCAAUGCUAUGAAACGUCUGCAAAUGGUAAAGAAAAAAGCAGCACAGAAGAAACUGAAAAAAUGAAAAAAAAAGAGGGUGAAAACGCAGGAUUAUUUUGUUAGAGCAAAACAAAUAUUAUAUGUGAGGUCAGAUACUUGAAUUUCAUUGUUACUGCUCAUUCUGAUGGUUUGGUUUGAAGAUGUGCCUCAUUCUUUCUUAACCAGCCACAUUAAUGCAAACAAGCUGCUCCAUGUUAAUGAUGUGUUAAAUAAAUAACAUAUUUUUUAAUAAAA
Molecule: messenger RNA, 1936 nt
Organism: Paramisgurnus dabryanus
Lineage: Eukaryota; Metazoa; Chordata; Actinopteri; Cypriniformes; Cobitidae
Gene: ints12
Product: integrator complex subunit 12
Biological process (GO): snRNA 3'-end processing
Cellular component (GO): integrator complex
Source: RefSeq, a predicted model, not a curated record